UUGAAGGUAGAUUGUGAUUGCAAGUUAUUUAAACGGAUAGGAAUAUUAUGUUCCCAUGCGAUUUGUGUUAUGAGUGCAAGACAAAUAACACAAAUACCACAGCAAUAUGUUUUAGAUCGUUGGACGAAGCUAGCAUUAAAGAAGCCUAUUUUUGAUUUGCAUGGGAAUCUGAUUGAAGAGAGCAAAAAGUGUAACAACGUGGGGAAGUUGUUGGGGGAAGUUUGGUGUGAAAUAUUCAAUUGUGUAGGUUUAGCUCAACGGAGUGAGAGUGAUUUACAAUCACUUUUACAAAACCUAAAAGAUAUUAGUAGAAAAUUGGAGGAAAGUGAUGAUGUGAGGGUGGACAUUACUAAAGAGCAACAAAUCGAAUUGUUAGUAGGCACAAGUUCAUCUUCGACAAUGGAAAUACAAAACCCAAUCCAAUCAAAGAACAAAGGAAAAAGGCAAAGAAUAAUUGGGGAAAAGGAACAAACUAUUGAGCAAAGCAAGAAGCCCAAAAGAAAGUGCAAAACUUGUGGUAAAUUUGAUUAUCAUGAUAGUCGAAAUUGCCCAUCAACAAAAGAUACCCCACUGAAGGAAAAUUGAUGCUGAAGAACAGAUAGAUGAAGAGAUUAUAUUAAGAUGACUAUGGAUAGCUACUGUCUUUUGUUUUGUAAUUUUGAAAAAUCUUUUGUUGCAAAAAUGAAUGCUACUAUGUUCUUAGGAAAAGAUACUAUGUUGUUAUUAAAAGUUACUAUGACAAUGUAUAGCUACUGUCUUCUGUACAUUUGACUGGUUAUGCACAUCCACUCCAUUCCCCCCUCCUUUGUUAUGCACCUUACUUGCCUCAUUACUACUAUUUUCCUUCAACACUGUUCUGUGCUCAUCACAAUCAUCUAUAGUUAGUAGUGCCUCAAAGCCAUUACUAGUCAUUAGAGGAUUACACUGGUAUUGUGAAAUCUCCCCAA
Molecule: messenger RNA, 947 nt
Organism: Amaranthus tricolor (Joseph's coat)
Lineage: Eukaryota; Viridiplantae; Streptophyta; Magnoliopsida; Caryophyllales; Amaranthaceae
Exons: 2
Coding region: 70-585 (171 amino acids)
Source: RefSeq, a predicted model, not a curated record